AUGAGAAGGGUUGAAGAAAAUGGCCAUGCAAGUUCACUGCAGUUAGCUAAAGGAGUAGAAAACCUAACUGGGGUGAUUGUUUCCCGUGACACAAUACAGCAUACACUGCAGAGGAAUGGCAUGCAUGGGUGUCAUCCACGAAGGAAUCCUCUCCUAAAGCCCAUGCACAAAAAAGCCCUUCUAGAAUUUGCCAGGGCCCAUGCUGAAAAAGAAAAAGACUACUGGGACUCUGUACUCUGGAGUGAUGAGACCAAGAUAAAUGGUUUUGGAACUGAUGGCUUCAAAACUGUAUGGCAUUGCAAAGGUGAGGAGUACAAAGGAAAAUGCAUGGUGCCUACAGUGAAACAUGGCGUUGGCAGUGUCCUUCUGUGGGACUGCAUGAGUGCUGCUGGUGUCUGGGAGCUGCAUUUUAUUGAUGGUAUAAUGAAUUCACAGAUGCACUGCUUUAUAUUGAAAGAUAAGAUGCCACCAUCACUCUGUACCCUUGGUCUUCGUGCAGUUUUCCAACAUGACAAUGAUCCAAAGCACACAUCUAAGGCCACUGUUGCAAUUCUGAACAAGAACAGGGUGAAAGUGAUUCAGUGGCUAAGUAUGUCUCUUGAUCUGAACCCAAUCGAACAACUAUGGGGAAUUCUGAAGAGACAAGUUAAGCAUCACUCUCCACCCAGGAUCCAGGCUCUAAAAGAGGUCGUUCUUGAAGAAUGGAAAAAAGAUAGAUGUUGCAAAGUGUCGCCAACUUGCUCAUUCCACUUGGUGCUGUCCUUACAAAUCAUGGAGGUCAUACAAAAUACUAGAUGUAGUAGUUUUUUUGUGGGGUGUAUUAAUUUUUGCAUCAACUAGUUUGA
Messenger RNA from Staurois parvus, 845 nucleotides. Lineage: Eukaryota; Metazoa; Chordata; Amphibia; Anura; Ranidae. The record is from the annotation of a GenBank genome assembly.